CGGCGAGGUUGGGCUGCGUCUCAACAUAGCAUGGUGCCGUUGCAGAGACCAGAAGAAAGGGAACAGACACAGACAGAAGAUUGAUCUUCUGCAGCUGCUGUCGCUCUAUCGCUGGGACCUCACUGCCGGGCCGUUCGCUCUUGGCCUCGCCUCCACUGACACCCACCCACUUGAACAUACACUCACACACACACGCACAUGCUCACGCACCCACCAGCCCCCGCGUCCUCCCUCUUACUCCACUGCACCACUGCGUCAUUGAAUCGCUAGAUCUGCACGCCAUCAUCUGUCUCGUUUAUCCACUCCUGCAACUGCCACUGCUAUUCCCCCCUCCCUGCUUUUUCCAGCUCAUUCUACCCCUGAUCCCUCGUCUGUCAGCUUCCCAAUUCCCUCGGCAACUCAUUUUUCGAGGAGUGCACUACCAGUAGUGGCUUGGGUUGCAGAUAUAUAUAUAUAUAUAUAUAUAUAUAUAUAUACUUGUUGUCGUUCUGCGGGAUUUUUGGCUGCACGAAGCUGGAGAGUCAAUUUGGAGGCUCCCUCCAGGGUGCUUGAUCCAACAGAUCAACUGAACUUUAGGUGGUGGUGUAGCACGUCGAAUCGAGCGGAGAGCACGAGGCGGAGGAGACGAGCAUCCAUUUUUUUUUUUUUUUUUUUUUUUUUUUAUUGGAAUUGAUGAGUUGUGGGAACGAGGGUGGUGGUGGAGGAUGAACUUGGGUGCGGACGGCUUUGGGAGGUGCCAGCUCGCGCAGGCGGGGUCAGAGAGAUAUUCUGGCCUGCUUCAUGUGUGCUGUUCCGUGGAUGUUUUACAGUAAGAAUUAAAAAAUAAAAUAAAAUAAAAUAAAAUGGAGGCAUGGAAGGGAGGCAGGCAAGUAGUGGCACAUGAUCCUCACUCGUCGCAGAGGAGCCUGGUGUUUGACGAGGAGCGGGCCGCCAGGCGAUCAGCGAGGAGGAGAUGGCUUCGUAGCUUUGCGUGCCUGCUCGUUGCCCUGCUGGUGCUACUCCUCGUGCUCGGGUGCCUGGGAGGUAUUAUAUGGCUCGUCGUGAAACCGAAAUCGCCAUCGUUGGUCCUUCAGGGAGUCACCUUGCACGACAUUAAGGUUCAGGUAGCAAACGGAACAACCAAUGCAGGGAACCCUACUGUAUUGUACUUGAACUCCACCCUCCUUCUCCUGGCAACUAACACAAACCGGAUCAGCGUUGGCUAUUCCACUGUACAUUUGAAUGUCACUUACGGCGACGUAAUGCUAGAGAACACCACAUUGCCAGCAUUCCGUCUGCACGCACAUGGCAACACUUCCAUUGGGAUACCGCUUUCUGUUGACAACCGAGAGUUUUUCCAACCGGAGGGUCGCUACCUUCUUAGGGAUGCAGACAACAACAAUUUGCCUCUAAAACUUACUGGGGUAACAACUGCAGAAGUGUACACAUUUGGAAAAAAGUCACUAAUGAAGCUCCAGAUGGAUUGCGACAUAGUGAUUCAAUACCAGGAUCUUAAAGUUCAUACCAAUGCUUGCAAAACAAGGUCCUCAAAACUAUGACCAGAGCCUAUCAACGGGUAAUGUACCUUGUUUUUCAAGUUUGACCUUGAAGAAAUCGCAACACUGUAUAUACCCUGCGGUCCACUUAGUCCCCAUUGUAAAAGACCCUAAAGAGAAAAAUGAAUGAAACUCAGUGUUAGACUUGGACAGCGAGAAGACGUGGAUUCCAUGUAGACUCCGGACAGUAGAAACGGUGUACAACAUAUCUCUAGCUGAUCUUCAGCAUCUUUCAACAACCACCUCAAGUUGUAAUUGAAUGUUGAGAUAUCGGUUCCUCUCCCUCCCCUCCUUCUAAUCUCCACAUGAGUUGGUGCCACAAGCUCCUGUCGUUAAUCUGGUUGCUACCCUUGGUCUUGUGUGGAUUGUAAGAAGCCUUCGCCAUUAGUAUGAUGAGCAGAUGCCUUGUGACAUGAAGGUCACUUGUCUAACCACCUGGUCUUGCCCUGGAUGUUUUAAUUGUGUUUGAAGUACUCCUUUUACGACAUGGGUCCUUUGGGAUCAUGCCAACCAACUGUAUUACUCGAGAAAUUCCAACUCAUUUGAAACACGACGACAUGUUUCCACUUGAUGUGGUGUUUUCGAGGUUGAACGUUCUGUAGACUGUGAAGAUCAUUACUGGUAUCUAUACUAUCAAGCUUUGAUGUUCAUGGAUACCUUGGGCAUGGGAAUUUGUGUGUAGGGAUAACGCUGAGGAAUCAAAUUUCAUAGUCUAGAUGGAGCAGGUCUGCUUCUGCUAAUUAGCCAAAUGGGUUGUGUCACUGACAUGGCAGGUCUUCCUGGGCAUUGUCAAUGUAACUGUUUUCACAGCUUUAACUAAGAGAAACAAACUGUUCUUUGGA
Messenger RNA from Physcomitrium patens, 2377 nucleotides. The record is from RefSeq and is a predicted model, not a curated record. NCBI's taxonomy places the organism in Eukaryota, Viridiplantae, Streptophyta, Bryopsida, Funariales, Funariaceae.